AUGGCGGUCCGGCCGCCGCCGCGCAGCCGGUCCACUCCCCCGCGCCCUGGGCGCUCUCGGCAAAGCGCGCCGGCCUCGACACCCCCGGCCCAGCGCCCCCGGACGCGGGGCGGGCGGGGGCGGGGGGCGCUUACCGUGAGCGGAGCGGAUCGGCCUGACUGGGGCCCUGAGGAGGAGGAGAAAGAGGAGGAGGAAAAGGAGGAGCACGAAAAACUACACAGCGGCGACGGCGGCGGCUCCCAUUGCGGAGCAGCAGCUGAGCCGUGGGAAGGGGGGGUGGUUUUCGUGGAGCCGGCGCGCUGCCUCAUGGGUAGGCUCCGGGUCAGCCUCCGCGCGUCCGGGCUCCCUUUCUUCUCGCCGACGCGGGAGGCGAGCGCGGGCAUGUGCGUCGCGUCACAGGCCUUCGAAGGCCGCGGCGCCCCGCCACGCGCAGGCUGCUGGCGAGGGCUAGGGCCCGGGCCUGGCGAGGCUGUGGGUGGCCACCUGCUUCCAGGCCCGUCCGGGGCAGCGAUCCCGAAGUCGGGGCUGCACCUCAGCCGAAGGCGUGGGAACGAAAUCACCCAAAAGAAGAAUGAGAAAGAGAAAUGCAAGGACAGCAUCUUGAGGUGGACAGCUCUCCCAAGAUCAUGUAUCAAGAUCUUCAUCUCCAAUAUGAACUUUAUUCCUUUUGCCUUUUCACUACUUGCUUUUUCUCCAUUAAUGGACGGGAAGACAGUGCUCCUUAACUCUGGCAAGUAUCACUGA
This is a messenger RNA of Zalophus californianus (California sea lion), 744 nucleotides long. RefSeq lists its product as uncharacterized. The transcript is spliced from 4 exons. Bases 1 to 744 code for a protein of 247 amino acids. NCBI's taxonomy places the organism in Eukaryota, Metazoa, Chordata, Mammalia, Carnivora, Otariidae. The record is from RefSeq and is a predicted model, not a curated record.